CGUGAGAACUGCAUCAGCUGAUCUCGGAAAAGCCUUAACCAGUGCAGACGACAGGAAGCAAGUUAUUUUUGUCCCAUUUAGUGACUUCUCGAAUAUGUCUUCUGGGUCAUUCCACAGCGGAUGGUAGGAGAGAGAACAUGGCUUCGGAGACUUCAGAGAGGUUGAAAGUAACUUCCGAAAUAUUUGAUUACUUCAAGAAAGAAGCGAUUGAUGGCUCCCCAGGAGCUGUGUUAACAAGGUAUGAAUUUGUGUACCCUUCCUACAUGACAUCAGGUGAGGCCAAUAAAAAAAUGAAAGCGAAGGAUCUGCCAGUCAGCGAAAAGGACAGUCAGACUAAGAAAGAAGGUGUUGUUCUUAUAGAACAACAGAGUGCCACAAUCAUAGACUUGGUCGGUGAACAGGUUUGGCGCGGAGCUCUCCUUCUUGCAGACUUUAUCUUCCACCAUCCUGAGAUCUUCAAGAAUGCAAAUAUCCUGGAACUGGCUUCUGGGGUUGGAUUAACAUCCAUUGUCGCCAGCAUGAUUGUAAAGAAAGUUUUGAUUACAGAUGUGGACCGUGGGGAAAUUUUUUCUCUAAUUCAUCGUAAUUUCAAAAGAAAUAAAGCAUUGGUUAAAGCAGAAACCCUUGUGAAAGAAUUAGAUUUUGAUAACCAUGCUACAAUAGAUGAAAACUCUGAGUCACUUAAAGACAUCUCUAUCAUCCUGGCUGCAGAUAUAAUAUAUAACAACCACUUGACAGAGCUGUUCUUCAAGACAGUAUUGAGAUUGAUGAGUGAACCGCCUAACAAGACAUUGUAUGUGGCACAAGAGAAGAGGUACGUUUUUUCAUUUGCAUUUUGCUAUGAUUAUUUCCUUGACCGCAUAGAGUGGCUGCGUUCUCAGAAUACAUCAACAAUCAACUGGACUACAGAAGAAGUCCCCAUCGAUUUCAAGCAGUACUUCAACUAUGAAAAGUCACAGAAUUUAGUGCUCUGGAAAAUUAGUGCAGAGUUAAAAUGAUAUGGAGGAAUUAAUAUACAAUAUGUGUAUA
Messenger RNA from Penaeus vannamei (Pacific white shrimp), 1029 nucleotides. Its product is annotated as methyltransferase-like protein 22. The record is from RefSeq and is a predicted model, not a curated record. Lineage: Eukaryota; Metazoa; Arthropoda; Malacostraca; Decapoda; Penaeidae. Gene Ontology annotation, biological process: protein methylation. Gene Ontology annotation, cellular component: nucleus. Gene Ontology annotation, molecular function: protein methyltransferase activity.